Molecule: messenger RNA, 348 nt
Organism: Diaporthe batatas
Lineage: Eukaryota; Fungi; Ascomycota; Sordariomycetes; Diaporthales; Diaporthaceae
Exons: 1
Coding region: 1-348 (115 amino acids)
Source: RefSeq, a predicted model, not a curated record
AUGCUGCGUCGCACGCUCCCGCCGACCGCCGCCAGGACCGUGCGCCGGUAUGCCUCCACCCCAGGGAACCUGGCCGACCGCAACUCGCCCGGCCGCCAGAACUUGCGCCGUGUGGUUCUGACCGGCGCCGUGACCCUCAUCACCGUCGCCGGCGCACUCACCGGCGCCAGCCUCAAGGCCGACAACGAAGCCACCACGCAGAAGCACAAGGUCCGGGAGAUGCCCAUCGCCGAGCGUGUCGCCAUGAUCGACGCCCGGCGCGCAGAGCUGCUCAGGACCAAGGCGGACCUCGAGAGGAAACUGGAGAGGCUGCAGGCGAGGAUGAGCAGUGACCAUGCCGCCAAAUAA